This is a messenger RNA of Rotaria socialis, 1179 nucleotides long. NCBI's taxonomy places the organism in Eukaryota, Metazoa, Rotifera, Eurotatoria, Philodinida, Philodinidae. The record is from the annotation of a GenBank genome assembly.
AUGGAAAAUAUUGUAAAAAAUGAAAUAUUUGAAGUUCCAUCAUCAACUGGUGUUAAUCAAAUUCAUCUGAAUAAUGGACAACUUGUUAAUUCUCGUGAACUAAUUGUAAACCUCAUUCAAAUGAAUGAUCACCAUUUAAUACAAGUGGAAUUUUAUAAAAGAUACAAGCAUCAGUUCACCACGUAUCAUACAACAUUGAAAUCAAAUCUUCAUGGUUCUAAUGAUAAUGGCCCAGUGACUAUCAAAGAUCGUGGUAAAACUUAUGUUGGUUAUUGUUUGUUCGAAGGCUCUUUGACUGAAGUAGAAGCGGCUGCUGAGCGGUUAGAUAAACAAAUGAAUAGUGAUCUUGAAUCUGAUUGUGAAACUCUAAAAAGUAACUCCAAAUUCAAUGUACAACGAACACAACAAAUUAUGACAUCAGCAUCAUCAUCAAAUUCAAGUAUUCAAAUAAGCGAUUGUACACCCUCAACAGUACGAUCAUUGGCUAACACUCGUCUUGAUAGCAAGCACAUCAAACAUUAUGGAACUCCACCACCCACAGAUGUAGCUGUUCAUAGCAAAGUUAUGCGAGAAACAUUGCCGAAACGAGUAAGAUAUCGGAUAGCACAUUAUGUUUUUCCUCCAAAUGGUGCUUCUGCUUAUCAAGCAUUACGUGAAAUUCAAUAUAUUGAAGGUGACAGUGAUGAUGAUAAAUCAAGUGAAGAAGUUAUUGAUUUAGACAACUCAUCAUUAUCAAUAUCAGUAGCAACUGAUAAAAACAAUAUUCGACUAUCUAAACGACCUUUAUCAAAUUCAUUUAGCACAACAGCUCGUGAAAAAACUGCUAAGCGAAUAUGUAAUAAAUUGUUUCCAUCAGAGAAUGGUGGAAAUAAAGAAAUGGUAAUGCUAUUAGAAGCACCAUUGUCAUUGAAUCAAGAUAUCAAUGUGCCUUUGAAUGGUACUCAUUUUGGUAGCGAAGUUCAAUCCGAGAUCGAUGCGUCGUUUCAAUCUACAUUAAUUUAUAAAAAUCAAAAUGGAGAAAGUAUUGAUUUAAUUCAAUUAUACGGCGUUAGAACUCAAUUGGGUCAUUUUGGAACGCUAGUGAUGGAUCAGUUAUUUACAAAAGAAGAGUUAAUAUCCAAUAGCAAAGAUGAACUGAUAAAAGACGAGCGUUAUUAUAUUAUGAAAGAAGCUGUGUGA